Messenger RNA from Dibothriocephalus latus, 342 nucleotides. NCBI's taxonomy places the organism in Eukaryota, Metazoa, Platyhelminthes, Cestoda, Diphyllobothriidea, Diphyllobothriidae. The record is from the annotation of a GenBank genome assembly.
AUGAAGGAAGCCGGCGAAUUAACAAAAGUCAGUGCCAAUGUUGCCGAGGCGGCCUCACUCGCCGGUCACAUGGGACGCACCACGAAUCUGCGUGACAAGUUUGAGAAAGGUGCAGCGCUGGAGCCGAAGGAGGUAAAACGACACAAGGCCAAAGUGCGCUAUGCCGGCGUGGAUUCGAUGAAACACAAGUUCAUAGAGGAGGCUCAGAAGGCGACCAAGGCGGCGGACGAGGAUGGGCCGCGUAAGCUCAAGGAGAUCACCCCACCGCGCGAGGGUGUGGUUGUGGGUACGCUGGAGAGUGAGCCCAAGGCUCGGCCACCCGGCGUAGUGGCCUCAGAUGAC